AUCCCGAUAGCAGCAUCAGCCAGCGCGUCUUGCUUCAGUUUUUGUAUCCACUCCAUCACCUUCCUGGGGCUCAGAAUCAGAGGACUCCCUUCCUUCUACCUCUUUAUACAUUACCCUCUUGCGGUACGGGGCCCAUACUCCCUGACGAUGCUAAUAUCUGAGAAUGUAGCUGUGUACCUCUCCAAGGAGUUAUGGCAACAAUAGAUCGCUAUUUAAAGAGAAUUCUACAGGGAUGUUAUGCAGGAGAAUUAGUAAAACCUGCUGUGUUUGGACUUCAUCACUCAGAUGGAGAAAGGCAAAAGAACAUGGAAUUGGGAAGGUGUCAAAAAAACAAACGAUCCCAAGGGACUCCCCAGCUGGAACAGAACUUGGGAGACCAGCUGAAGACUGGAGAAAAAUGAGGAGGGUUAUCAGCUGAAAUGUCUCAUGUAUGAGGACUCUCAAGGGAUUGGGAAGGUCUUAAGAGGAGAAGAAAGUUCCUGGACUUUUGGAAGAACCCAUGUGAGUCAGUGCACUUCAGAAAAGCAGCAGGGGAAAGUGUUAGGGAACAGGCAGAAAAAAAUCCAUCCCCAAGAUAAGGGAUCUGGGGAACCUCAUUUUAAUGACCCUAAAACUAGACCAAGUUUUGAGAAAGCCUCUCUCUUUAGUGAAUGUGGGAAAUCUUAAGGGAGCAUUCCAAUCCUAAAAAGUAUCCAAAAAUCCAUCCAGGGGAGAAUGCUACAAUUGUGUGGAAUGUGGAAAAGGGCUCACUUACAGAUACUUGUACAGUCAUCAUCUUAGAAUCCCUGCCAAGGGGGGGGUGGAUAACCCAAAACCUAUAAAAGCCCUGAGAGUGAGAACUCCUUUAAUGAGAACUCCAACAUCAAAAAAUCCAAAGAGGGAGAGAAACCCUACUUUCUAUCUUGCACUAAGUGUGGAGAUCAGUUCUAUGUGAAAUCAUCCCUCAUCACCCACCAAAGAAUCCACACAGGAGAGAUAUCCUAUAAAUGUCCCCAGUGUGAGAAAAGCUUUACUCACCAUACAACACUUAUUAAAUGUCAAAGGACCCACACUGGAGAAAAACCAUAUACAGUCAGUUCUGCUAUAGCUCUUGUUUUGAAAAUGGGAAUUUGUUCCAAUAUGAUUGCUGUAUUAGGCAACCGUUUGAGCAUAAUGCUAAUUUUAGUUUGCUUAUGUGCAAUUUCAUCCACAAGAAACAGCUAGAAUGCAGAAAACUGCACCCAGCUGAACUGAGCCGUGGAGGAACAAAACACACUCACCUUAAAUAUCUAUGAGUUACUUCAGUUCACCUUGUGUUAUCCUAUAAGAUUGUGUUUUACUGUAUUUUUUUAUUUGUGAACUUUUCUAUACACACACACACACACACACUCACACACACACACACACACACACACACACACACAUAUAUAUAUAAAACACUCAUUCCACAUCCCAAACAUGUCUAAGCGUCCUGGUUCAAAACCAUCAAGCCAUGGAUGCAAAAGAAAAACUUUCAGUAUUGAGGAGAAGCUUGAAAUAAUAAAACGUUUUGAAAGAAAUGAAAGAACAUGUGAUAUCGCCAGAGCAACAGGCAUCAAGGAAUCUACGUUGAGGGCCAUCAGAGACAACGCCGUGAGAAUAAAGGAAACAUCUAUGACCGGAACAACUACGAUUUCUGCAAAGUCAGUAAGAAUAAGGCCUAAAGAAAUAGCAGAAAUGGAAAGAUUGUUGAGCAUAUGGAUCGAAGGGAAAAAGUCGAGAACCACCUUCCUCACCAUCAAAGGGAAAGCACUUUCUAUAUAUGCAGACCUUAAGAGGAAAUCUCCAAAUCCUGCAGAAGUGGCGCCUUUUAGGGCGAGCUGUGGUUGGUUCAGUGGCUUCAAACAUCGCUACAAUUUCUGUAACCUCCAAUUCUCCAGGGAAGCCUCUAGAGCAGAGCAGAAAGCCGCCAAAGAAUUUCCAGCAGUCAUACAGAAAUUAAUUAAAGAAGAAGGCUAUACAUUGGACCAAAUUUUCAAUUUUGACGAAACGAUUAUCUAUUAUAAACGCAUGCCUCGAAGGACCUACAUCCCAAAGGCGGAAAAACACGCCCAAGGAUAUAAGGCUUCGAAAGACCGCUUAACGGUGAUGUUCGGGGCCAACGCCAGUGGAGACUUGAAGCUAAAGCCGGUGGUGGUUUAUCGCUCUGACAACCCACGAGCCUUGAAAGGCAUUGUUAAAGCCAGCCUCGGUGUUCAUUACCGCUAUAGCAAGAAAGGAUGGAUGACUGCCCAAAUCUGCAUUGAUAUUUUUGCGGAAUUCUUCCCUGUUAUAGAGUAUUAUUGUAAGAAAAAGAACUUGGCUUUUAAAAUUCUGAUAAUUAUUGAUAAUGCACCAAGCCAUCCCCCGACAAUAGCUGAACUCAAUCCGAAAGUCAAAUUCGUCUUUUUGCCUCAAGAAAUCACCUCUCUGAUACAGCCCCUUGAUCAAGGUGUGAUUGCCCUGUUUAAGGCUUACUAUCUAAAGAGAACAUUUAAAAUGUUAAUUGCAGCUACGGGAGGCGAGAAUGCAGAAACUGCUACAGAAUUUUGGAAGAGAGUUAAUAUCAAAAUGGCCAUUGAUAUCAUUGUAGAAGCCUGGAAUGAUGUCACCAAAGAAUGUUUGCAUCGUGUGUGGAAGAAAAUGCUCCCUAACCUGAUUCAUAAUUUUGAAGAAUGUGAACCUUCAGAGCAAUUUAAAAAAAUCAGAGCAAGCUGUGUUGAUCUGGCGAAACAAAUUGGAUUCGAGGAGGUGGAAGAUGAAGAUAUAGAAGAGUUUCUGGAGCCUCACUCGAAUGAUCUGACCACAGAAGACUUACAACAACUUGCUGAUGGCCAAGUGGAAGCAGAAGAUGAGGAAGAUGACGAUGACGAUGACGAUAACGAGAGCCAGAAGGCCACACCACGACAGCUUGACACAUCCCAGUUAUCAGGUGUUUUAAGUGUUAUUGAGAAACAGUUGCAAUGGCUCGAAGAUAACGACUAUAAUGCUGAACGCAGCAGAAUAGUGGUGCAUGGCAUCCGCACAAAUUUGGAACCAUACAGGCAGCUUCUGUAUGAAAGGAGGAGGCUAGCGAAGCAGCAGAAAUUGGAUAUAUACUUUAAGCUAAUACAGAAGAGAUAUCUAGAGGACCAGCCACACCCAUCCACAUCUGGUGUUACAACUUCCAGAUCGGUUUCAGAUAAAACCCCUUCUACCACCUCACAAGCUGCAACUCUUUGAAAGCUCACUUCUGCAUGAAAGCUUCACAUCAUUGUCAAGGUAAAGUACCAUAUUUAUCACAUUUCUUUUGAUGCAGAACCGUAGGCAGAGAAAGGCUGGUUCAAAUCCAUGCAUUGCACUCCCUUAGCUCUGGCCCCUAUGGCAAAUGAGGUACGGGAUCAGCAGUAAUCCAAGGUUGUGGAGCCCACCAUUAUCUAUUGUAGUCUUUAUAUAGUUCUUAACCACUUGACAUGUAUAAAAACCAUGCUAAUCUUUUAAAUAAGUUCCUACCUUUUUACAUGUGUCACUGAUGAAGUGGUUUUCUUUUAGUGUUGUACUCCUAACCCCAUUUCCCCCAUAGCCCUGUGGCUUUUAUUACACAAUUUUGCAUAGUGUGGUUUUUUUUAGGAAUACACAUAUUGCAUUAUAGCAGAACUGACUGUACAUGCCCUGGCUGAAAGAUAACCUUCAUUCAUUGGUUGGAUCUCAUCAAACACCAGAGAAGCCACAUUGGGAAGAAAUCCUAUAGGUGUCCUACUGUAAUAAAACUCCAGCCUCAACUCCAAGCUCCUAAGGCACCAGAGACUUCAAAGAGCUAAGAAAACUUAUAAAUGUUCUGAAUAUGAGGAUGGCUUUGGACAGAGAGUUGAAGCUGCUGAACAUAUCAAGACACACAGACUGAAAAAAAAAAUUGUCCAUGGGUCCGUGCCAACAGAAGUAUAUCCGACCUCAUGGUCUCCAGUGUUUCUAGUGGCGAUUGAUUCCUUUCUGGCUCUCAGAUGUGACUAAGAAGUUAGCUGUAAAAUAAACAUGAUUUUAAUGGUUUUCCUAGGGAAAAACAUCACUAAAGCAAGUCUCCAUCUCAAACAAACCACCUUACAGAGGCUCAGCAUGGUGACCAUACACAAUCUUCUUUUACAACAUUGACCCACUUUCCAGAAUCUCCCAACCUAUAGCAUUGUCAGGUUUCAUUUCCUGAAUGUUGGGAUGGGCAAAAUGAAUUUUCUUCUGUCAAUUUUAAGGAUGAUGAUUUGAAAUAACUGAAAUGUCUUAGAAGUCACAAAGACUGAAGUUCUUAAAAGACAAUACUGAAUGAAAUGGGUAAUAUUCUUGGAUCAUUGUCCUUCCAGAUCCCCUCUCCAAGGACUCGGGAAUGAGGAAUUAAUCCUUUCACUAUGCUUGUCAUUGGUCAGAACUUUAUUAGAGCACUGUGUACAGAAAUAUGUAGAGUGCCACUGUUUUUUUAAAUAAAUAAACUGGAGAAGGUUAAGAGAGAACAAAGUGAUAAGAAAGGAAAAGUAGAUUCUAUAUGGACAGGAGAAAGGAUUUGAGAAUAUUCAAUUUGCAGAAGAGAAAGGUAAAGGAAAACAUUGUCCAUUUUAAGUACAUGAAGGAUUACAAGAGAACUGGAAUGGAUCUUAGAGGUUUUACAUGCCUGGAAUGGAUUCUUUCCCUAUCUCCACUUCAUAGAGUUCCUCUUUUCCUUUAAGACUAAGCUGAAGGCUGAACCUGAAGUUAGGAAGACCCAAGUUCAAAUACAGCCUCAG
Messenger RNA from Vombatus ursinus (common wombat), 4745 nucleotides. Its product is annotated as tigger transposable element-derived protein 1-like. Gene Ontology annotation, molecular function: DNA binding. The record is from RefSeq and is a predicted model, not a curated record. Gene Ontology annotation, cellular component: nucleus. The transcript is spliced from 4 exons. Bases 1438 to 3219 code for a protein of 593 amino acids. Lineage: Eukaryota; Metazoa; Chordata; Mammalia; Diprotodontia; Vombatidae.